Paralichthys olivaceus (Japanese flounder) is the source of this 3158-nucleotide messenger RNA. Its product is annotated as protein FAM72A. Lineage: Eukaryota; Metazoa; Chordata; Actinopteri; Pleuronectiformes; Paralichthyidae. The record is from RefSeq and is a predicted model, not a curated record. Gene Ontology annotation, cellular component: cytosol.
CAAAGCUGACAGCGGUUCAGUUGUUAGCCGCAGCUCAAUGGUUGUCGAGCCUGUUGAGUUCAACUGUUUAUUCGCUGGUGAAUCUUCAACCAACCGGUUUCAUCUUUUUACACAUUUCUCCGAGCGUUUGUUCAAGAGCGAAUCGGAGUCGCCUUCUGUUUUCUCCUUCGGGAAACGCGAACGUUAGCACAAGGACGUUGGAGCUAGCCCGAGGAGUUAACGUCAGAUCGAUCAUUGUUAUCGCACAUCGAACGGACAGGGAGCACCGUCGGUGCCGGAUCGUGUGUUGUUGUUGUCUUCCCUCUGUGUCGGCUGUGUGGGGCGGACAGAGCAAGAGAGCUCGUCCAUUUUUUUUUGCAGGACAACAAUGUCGACGUCCAACGCGAAUUUCAAAAACAAGUGUGUGACCCAGGUGAACUGCGUCUUCUGCGACAGCCUGCUCUGCACCAGGGGCAUGAAAGCGGUGCUGCUUGCAGACACGGAAGUGGAGCUUUUUUCAACCGAUAUACCCCCCAAUAGAACUGUUGACUUUGUGGCCAGCUGCUACUCGACUGAAAGCUGCAAAUGCAAGCUGAGGGACAUCGCCUGUCUGAAGUGUGGUAAUGUUGUGGGCUAUCACGUUGUUGCCCCCUGUAAACCCUGCCUGCUCUCCUGUAACAACGGCCAUUUCUGGAUGUUCAACAGUGACGCCGUUUCAACUCUCAACAGACUGGAUGCAACAGGCCUGAAUCUGCUCCUGUGGGGAGACCUUCCUGAGCUGGAUGACAGCGAGAAUGAAGAAUCAGAAACCCCAUCAGAGGAGGAGUGCAUUAGGUAGGGAGGGAAAUGGACAAUGUGAGAGACCAAGACGGCCAACAUUUUUAGAUGGAGCUUCACGAGUGUGAGACAGAAAAGAGAAGCCUCAAAGGGUCAUUGUUCACUGAAUAACAUAGGGCAGGAAAGGUGCUGCUGUGCUCCUCUGUAUGGGUUAAAAUAUGAGACCAUGCUGCACCUCUGUCCUCACCCCAAACAACAAUAUCACAGCAGGUGUUUUGCCUUUGCUGCUUGUGGAGAACACCUGCUUUGACAUCACUGAUCGAGGUGUGGGCAUAAACACAGCAUUCUUGGCAGUUUGAGGAGUUAGACAUUUUUGGCCCUAUGUAAUUGAGUGGCAAAUUACCCUUUAACCUAUGACCACGCCUUUUCCAUCAUUGGUCACUGUAAAAGCACAGACACACACACUUUCACACUCACAUUCUCUCUCUCUCUCUUGAAUAUUGCGUGAGCUAUCCUAAAGCAAGUGGCCAAAGUAGACUGAAAAUAACACACACCUUGAGAACUUUAAUCUGGUGUGUUCUACUUUUCAUUAGUCUCCACUGGGAUCACGGUUUUGAUCGGCCUCCUGAGAAGUGUGGUAUAAAUCAGUGGAACUUACUGUGCCAGUGAAUGCAGUGCUUUUUCCCGUUUACGUGAAGUCCACUUUUCUGAUAAAAUGACCACACUUCGCUUGCCUUCCUCUUAACAGCACAUCUACAGUAAUCUGCACAUUGAAUAUGCUGUGAUAAGCAUUUAAUCCCAUUAACAGUCAAGGCUUACAUUUUCUUUGUGUGUCUGGGUGCUGAGAUGAGUUUAAGUGCUUUUUUAAAUCUAAAAAUGUAUUGGGGAAAUAGCACAAUUAUUGAAUGAAAUGGGUGUAUAUAUAUAUACAUAUAUAUAUAUGAGUUUAAGGGUGUAUUUAAUUUAAAUCACCUUACAAUCUGAUAUAGUAUAAAAUGUUACACCUGACAGCAGCAGUAUGUGUUUAACACCAAGAUGAAUUUUGACGGUAGUGGUGUCCGAUACUAACAUAUAGCUUAUGCAUAAUGUGUGCUUCCACAGCAGUCCAAGUUGUACUUUUGUGUUUUUUUUACUUCAAAUAAGGCAAAAAAAAUAGUGUAAACUAGAAUGCAAAUCAACAAAAAAUGAUUGGUUCUAAAAGAUUUGUGUCCACAAUAUUUUUUCAUUCCACCCACUAUUUUAUGUAGCAGCACAACUGUAGCAUCUGAAGAGAAGAAAAAAAUAAAACUCCAAAGAAUCAUAAAACAUAUCAAUAUUGAACCCUCAGACUAGCUAUCCAUAUUAGAAGAUAGUUAUGACAUUUUCAAAAACAGUAUUUCACUUUUUUUCAUUUGUGUAGUGAAGUUAAAGCCAGUGCAUUUGGCUACUAAUCUCUUAACGCUCAGUAUUCCAUUGGCCUUACUGAUGCUGUGAUUGCUGACAAAGUACCUUUGUUAAAGCUGCAGACUUGGGGUCGAUGUUGCACGUUAGUUGGUCAUCACUAAAUGACCGGGCCUUUCUUGUCAGCCUGUUGUGCCAGACACAAGCCUCAGCAUCCUCCAGUCACAAGGGACGCAACUCAAAUCGAUCCAUUUUUGGCAGUGCCAUCCUCGAGCUCUUGUUAUUGUUUCACUGCUGUGCCCUGCUAUGAUGCUACGAUCCUGUCUUAAAGUAACAGUUGUUUCUGUGAGUGAAUGAAUUAUACGUAUGGUUGGGAUAUGUUGUUGAAGAAGCAAACAUAGAAUGUCACUUCUAACGUAAAGGAUAAAGGAAGUGGUUUCUUUUUUAAAUCUAUAAUUAUGUUUAUAGCUAUAGCAUUUAGUUGCGGAAAAAAACACACAGACUACGAACAUUUUGUCCAGAAUUUCUCGUCAUUAACAAGUUCUAACUGACAGUGCUAUACUUGUACACCAAAUACUGUCUAAUGUGGUAAACUUAUAGGAUACAUUACAUCAAAUAGCUAUUUAUUAAGUCUGCAAACCAAAUAUCUGUAAUGUCAUUCACCCCUUUUUUGUUUACAGACUUUGUUUACAAAUUAUUUGUAUUGUGCUGUAGUACUUAUGUUUUUGUUCACGUAUUUAAUAUUUCAUUUGUGACGUAGUGCUUUGUUUUCUGUUUAUAAUAUGGGACGUGUACAGUUUUACCUCAAGCAGGUAUACUUGCAAGCUUCCUCUGGCUAGGACAAAUGUCAAAUGAUAAUCAAAAGAAUUAUUUAAAUGGCUGUUUCUGAUGUGAAUAAGUAAGAUUAACAUGCCCUGCUGAAAAUGUAUAUUUUGGAAUUGCACUGAAACUGCAUUGGUAGUUUGAAGAAAUGAUUUGUUGUUUUUGUAUGCCUGUUAACUUAAUAAACUUUUUUUUUUUUC